This is a messenger RNA of Lotus japonicus, 1700 nucleotides long. RefSeq names its product ethanolamine-phosphate cytidylyltransferase-like. Gene Ontology annotation, molecular function: ethanolamine-phosphate cytidylyltransferase activity. Gene Ontology annotation, cellular component: cytoplasm. The record is from RefSeq and is a predicted model, not a curated record. The transcript is spliced from 10 exons. Bases 182 to 1438 code for a protein of 418 amino acids. Gene Ontology annotation, biological process: phosphatidylethanolamine biosynthetic process. Lineage: Eukaryota; Viridiplantae; Streptophyta; Magnoliopsida; Fabales; Fabaceae.
AAAAACUACAAAAUGAUGAAACACGAGAAGGAGGAGCUUACUUGUUUGCAUAGGAAUCCGAGGAAGAGAAGAGAGAGAGAGAGAGGAGACACAGACAGACAGGACACAAGCUCCCAAACGAAACAGGUCUGUGCCUCCUCUAUAUAGUAGCUAGUUUUUGGGACCAGAAACAAAGGACCACAUGGAUUAUGAAAGUAACAGUUGGAUAUGGGAGGGGGUGUACUACUAUCCACAUUUGUUUGGUGGUCUAAUGGUUACAGCAGCCUUGCUGGGCUUGUCAACCAGCUAUUUUGGAGGGAUUGGUCAUUUGCCACUUCCAUUUCCCUGGUCUAAUUCGGGGAUUUUUCACAAGAAGAAAUCAGGGAAGAGGCGCGUUCGGGUUUACAUGGAUGGCUGUUUUGAUCUGAUGCAUUAUGGCCAUGCCAAUGCUCUCAGACAAGCAAAAGCUCUAGGAGAUGAAUUGGUUGUGGGUCUUGUCAAUGAUGAGGAGAUCCUUGCCACUAAAGGGCCUCCUGUUUUAACCAUGGCGGAGAGGCUAGCCCUUGUGAGUGGAUUGAAGUGGGUGGAUGAGGUCAUAACUGAUGCUCCUUAUGCAAUUACUGAGCAAUUCUUGCAUCGUCUCUUUCAUGAAUACAAAAUUGACUACGUCAUACAUGGCGAUGAUCCUUGCUUGCUUCCAGAUGGAACAGAUGCUUAUGCUGCAGCAAAGAAAGCUGGUCGUUACAAGCAAAUCAAACGUACUGAAGGAGUUUCCAGCACAGACAUCGUAGGAAGAAUAAUGUCUUCUUUAAAAGAUCAAAAAACUUGUGAAGAUCAAAAUGGUACUGAUGUAAAACGUCAAGAAGAAAGCAUGUCAAAGGAUUCCCACAUAUCUCAGUUCCUACCAACUUCCCGACGCAUUGUCCAGUUUUCAAAUGGGAAGGGUCCUGGACCGAAUGCUCGUAUUGUAUACAUUGAUGGGGCAUUUGAUCUCUUCCAUGCAGGGCAUGUUGAGAUACUUAAGAGGGCUAGAGAGCUUGGAGAUUUUCUUCUAGUUGGCAUACACUCGGAUGAAACAGUGAGCGAACAUCGAGGAAAUCACUAUCCAAUUAUGCAUCUACAUGAGCGGAGUCUUAGUGUGCUAGCUUGCCGUCAUGUUGAUGAAGUCAUUAUUGGUGCACCUUGGGAAAUUACAAAGGACAUGAUCACAACUUUCAAUAUCUCACUAGUUGUGCAUGGAACUGUUGCUGAGAAGUCAUUACAUAGUGAAAGAGAUCCAUAUGAAGUUCCAAAGAGCAUGGGAAUGUUCCGCUUGCUUGAAAGUCCAAAAGAUAUCACUACCACUACGGUGGCCCAAAGGAUAUUGGCUAAUCAUGAAGCUUACGAGAAGCGCAAUGCGAAAAAAUCUCAGAGUGAAAAGAGAUACUAUGAAGAGAAAAAUUAUGUGUCUGGAGACUAGGCAUGGAGAGUAGUUUGAUUCUGCUCAUCAAACUUAGCCCUUUCAGCUUUCACAGAGAUGCUUGUUAUAGCAGUGCAGGAAUCUAUAUAUAUAGAUAUUUAUUGUGAAGGACAAAGAGUACAGAGCAUGGCAUAGAAUAGCAUCAUUUAAUUAUAGCUAUCACUUAGGAAUAGCAAUGUACUUCAAUGUCCUGACAUUAUUCUUGUCAUCUGAAAGGCUUCCAUAUGGUUUGCCCAGCAAUUUUAUGGCAUCUGGUUUUUUC